This is a messenger RNA of Pantherophis guttatus, 3949 nucleotides long. RefSeq names its product vascular cell adhesion molecule 1 (gene VCAM1). Gene Ontology annotation, biological process: cell-cell adhesion. Gene Ontology annotation, cellular component: plasma membrane. Lineage: Eukaryota; Metazoa; Chordata; Lepidosauria; Squamata; Colubridae. The record is from RefSeq and is a predicted model, not a curated record. Gene Ontology annotation, molecular function: integrin binding.
GGACACUUGCUGCUGUGCAAAGAAACUCCGAUCCCUGCAGGAAACUGGGGAAGGGGGAGUUAGAAGAGAGGCAAUUCCAACGUGGGCUGGGCUUCCUGGGGUGGGAAAGCAGCUUUCGUUUUUCUUCUUCGGCUUUAGGGAUUUUCCAUCUCGGAAUUUCCACGGAACGCUCUUUCUCCCACAGUCCCACUCCCCCUCUCCGUCCCCUCCUGCCCUCCUCCCCCGCCCCUUCUCUUUAUAAAAGGAACGAGAUGGGGGUCCGGCAUACACCGAUUUCUCUUCCACGGUUACAGUGGGUCCACCUUGGAGUUCCUGGGCAAGGCGAUUUCGGGACUGUCCUUUUUGAACCCGCUCAAGUUUUGCGUCCUCCGGACCCAAGUCGUCGCGGCCAAUGGCACGAGUGACUUCAGCACUGUUUUCGCUACUCCUGACAUUCACAACGGCUGAAGAAUUUGGAAUAGAGGACAUUGUGCCAGAUCACAGAGUUGUUGCACAAAUUGGACACAAGCUUGCCCUAAGCUGUCGCACAACCGAUUGUGAAUCCCCGUACUUCUCCUGGAGAACCCAAUUAGACUAUCCAUUAGGUGGGAAACUGAGCACUCAAGGAAAGAGUUCAGUUUUAACUAUACAGUCUGUUGGAUUUCAACAUGAGCACCAAUAUGUCUGCACUGCUGGUUGCAAGCUGGGUGAACCAUCCAAAGAAAAAGCAGUCAUGGUGGACAUUUACUCAUUCCCCAGCGAUCCAGUUAUUGAGCUCAAAAGCCCUCUCAUUCUUGGGCAACCUGCUUCUGUUACCUGUCGUGUCCCCAAGGUCUAUCCUUCUGAGCAGUUGAUGAUUACUUUGAUAAAAGGAAAAUUAACUUCUGAAAAAGAGUUUUUUCAAGACCCUCAUACAAAAUCAUUAGAGACCAAGAACUUGAAGAUGGAUUUUAUUCCUACCAAGGAAGAUUUUGGGAAAGAGAUUAUAUGCAGAGCUGAGCUGCUUUUAGAGGACAUGGCUCUGAAGCCCAGGCAGUCUACGCAUGUGAUGGAAAUAAAUUAUGGCCCGCGGAAUACUCAAAUCGUGGCAUUUCCAGGCAACACCAUACUAGAAGGAGAAGCACUGAUACUUACCUGCUCGACUGAAAGUCAUCCUCAGGCUAGUUUUGUCUGGAAAAAGCAGCUUCCUGAUGGACUUACCCAGAAUAUUAUGGGAAAGUACAACCUCUCUAUCUCAAAUCCUCAGGCCUCUGACUCUGGAACCUAUAUCUGUGAAGUCACCAAUGAAGUUACAAGUGUAGUGGAGAGAAGAUCGCUACAUAUUUCUGUACAAGCUUCAGUCUUUUCAACAUUAACUGCUUCAGCUGCUUCAACAUUAACCACCCCAUCUGAAACAACAGUAUUCACCACCCCAUCUGAAACAACAGCAUUCACCACCCCAUCUGAAACAACAGCAUUAACCACCCCAUCUGAAACAACAUCUUUUACAUCAGAUGCAUCAUCAGAAACUACAACAUCGGUUACAUCUCGUGCAACACUGAAAACUUUUGUGUCUGCUACAUCAGAAAUAGCAACACCGGAGUUGAUUACAAUGUCUGCAUCGGAUAUAGCACCAAAAAUAAUUACCUCUGUGACAUCACAUGCAGCACUGAAAAACAAUACAGUUGUGUACCUGGCGGGUGUUUCUGAUGAUGACAGAAAUAACACAGAAGAGAUCAUCAUAAUUGCCAGAGUUGAAGAGCUGGAUUACGCGAUUCCUGUAAUCAUUGUCGUUUCUUGUUUAGCCACAGUAGCAGGUCCUGCAGCUGCCAUAUUUAUUUACAUUUUUAGAAAGAUGAAAAUAAAUGGAUCCUACAGUCUUGCAGACUCACUUAAACCAAACAUAUAAGUCCAUUAACUGGAAGUAAUUAGAACAGUUUUGCAAGUUUAUCAACUUGAUGAUACUGGAUCUUGCUCAGAAUCUUUGUUGAUCUUUCUCAUCGAAACUCAACGUGAGAGGAAUUGAGCUGAUGUGCUUUGGAAAGGAUGCAAACCAAAAUUAGGCCUUUUCAUGAAAACCAGUCUCUUGGGUCAAGACUCUUUCUCCACUUAGUGUCUCCAUUCAGUGUGUGAUUUGUGACUAAUCACUUGGACUAAUCUAUAGAUAUGUCUCUGAACCAGCAGACCCCAACUUUUUGGGCACCAGAGACCAGUUCUAUGGAGAGAAGUUUUUCCACGGACCGGAAGGGACGUGAUUUCGUGCGUUGCCUGCAUUCCAUGCAUGAGGCUUCCCUUGUUUGCACAGCCUAGUUUCUGGCAUGCCACAGCCCAGUGCCCAUCCAUGGACCUGGAGUUGGGGACCCCUGCUCUAAACUAUGUUUUCAUUUUACAAUACCAACUUCCAUGUGCAAUUCAAGCCAAAUGAAACCUGCCUUCCUUUUGGUAGUGCCAGAUUAACUUUCAUGCUUACCUACAUACUCAACGAAGUAGUUACUUAUGAGAAUAAAGUGAAGUGCAAUAGGGUGGGCUAGCCAGAGAUCCUUCUACAGUAGAUGCAAGUCAUGCAAUAUGAACAGUUGAUCAAUAGAAGAGAAGUAGCAUUGCAUUGUAGCACUGAUUAUGUUACCUACGUAGUUAGGUAAUGAAAUGUCUGCAACAAAACAAGCUCACAGAGCAUCAAGGACCCCACAUGAACAGCUUUGUGAAUAUAAAAAGGACUAUUUGCCAGCUUUGGGAAAGAUAUUUCUUUCCCAUAAAGCUCCACUUCCAGCCAUUCCUGGAUCCAUGAGCUUUCGCCACCAUUUUACUUCAACAGUUAAACCUCUCUGCUUCCAUGCAAAGUGACAUGCUACAUAGAUAUUUAAUUUUGUUUUCUUUAUUGCUCUUGUAUUUUGGUGUGGGGACUCUGUGGCUGCAGGCAAUUCUCAACAAAGCAGUGAUUUUUGCCCUCUGUUCUUGAAGAUGGGUCAUUUCCACACUGUUUUUGAAAGAUUGGACAGUAGAAAUGUAUGUAAAUAUGAUGUAAGAUUUAUUAUAUAUUUCUUGUAAAUAAUGUAUCAUAUUCUGACCAUAUGUAUUAUGCAGAGGUGGGAUACAAUUGGAUAAAUCUAAAAUAGAUGUAUGUAUUUUGUAUGUAGUGCUUUUAACCUGCAAGUAGCAAAUGCAAAAUUAUUCACUGAUACUUGUGGAUAAUUACCUGAUAUUCUAAAGGUGUUCUUUUCAGAAGGGGCUUAAUCCUGGUGGAACUAAGCAUUUUAAAGACCUGUUUAAAGACGCUGACAGAUGUUCAUAGAAUAGAAAUGUCCCAUUAACUAGUUCUAGAUAUCUGAAUAAAAUGGAAAAUACAAUCUUAUGUACAUUUAAAGUAGGCCGUGGAUCUCAUUGCAGAGCUAAAACUCUAGAAUAGAAUAGAAUUCUUUAUUGGCCAAGUGUGAUUGGACACGCUAAGAAUUUGUCUUGGUGCAAAGCUUUGACGUUAUUAGCUAUAUUAUGAAAGGAAUAAUUUGUACACUAAUUUGACAAAAUUGCAUUUUAAGUUUUAUUCCAAGGUUAUAAGCUGAUUUUUUAAAUAUAUAUAUAUGUGUAUGUGUGUGUGUGCAUACAGUUAAUAUCUCGGUAUUAUUAAUAUAUUAAUAUUAAUAUAUUUAUAUUAUUAUAAAUAUAUACGAUAUUAUAUUAAAUAUUAUACUAUAUUAUAUAUUAAAUAUUAUACUAUAUUAACUGUACACACAUAUAUACCCAUGAAAACUUACAUAGACAAAUAUAUAUAUAUAUCUCCCACCCACCUGGUUCAGGUUUUGGUACUUUUCAAAGCUUGUACAGUAUUAUUUAAAUUUGUUUUUAGCAAUGCAAUGUUCUCCUGUGAAACUGAAUGUUUAUAUUGACAUCUAUGAAUUUUCUCUUGUUUGGGUAGAGAGUAAAAUAGCCCAAAUGCUAUAGUUAAUCAAUGUACAAUUGAAUUGUAAAUAAAAGUGCUUUUCUGAUUUUAUAA